UGCCAGAACGGAUACUUUGGAUAUACUUGUAAAACGAGAUGCGCUGUACAUUGUACAUAUUGUAGAAAAUCAGAUGGUUAUUGUAAUUCCUGUGAGUCCGGAUAUUACUUGAAAAAUAACCGUUGUUAUAAAUGUAGAACGCAUUGUUUUUCAUGUGAGUCAACCGGUUGUCAGUCGUGCCAAAACGGUUACUAUGGACAUAAUUGCCAACGGAGCUGUGCUGCAAAUUGUUUGUCUUGUAGAAAUUCAGAUGGGUAUUGCAAUUUCUGUAAGUUCGGAUAUUACUUGAAAAAUAGUCGUUGUUUUAAUUGUGAAACUCCAUGUGCGUUCUGCGAGUCAUCCAGAUGUCAAGCUUGUUUUGACGGAUAUUGGGGAAGUAUUUGUGAGCAUCACUGUGGCCAUCACUGUUCAUCAUGUAACCAAAGUAACGGCGUGUGUAUAUCUUGUGAGGAUGGGUACUGGGGAAGUCAAUGCACUACGUGUGGUUCUCAAUGUAAAGCAUGCAAUCAAUCAAACGGAUGUUUGGAGUGUAGUGUUGGUUACUAUGGCCACACAUGUGACAAAUACAAUUGCAAUGGUUGCACAGAAUGUCAAUAUGGAAAUGGAUCACUUUGUCAUGCAGAAGAGACAUUCUAUGCAACAGAAGUAAGCGACCCGAAAAAGAACAUGAUAACUCUUCCGCGUUGAACGCAAUGGUGAACAAAGGCAGAGAAGAGUAUGUCAAUGAAGAUACCGAUUAUUUCCACUCUAUUACCAUCAUAGAAAACACCAAUUACCACAGUCCACCAGCGAAGAGCUCUCACAAGGAUAACACGCUUAUUUUGACUGAGGACAAUCUUGAAAUCGACGCAGAUGAUGUUUCUGCACAGGACAUCACAGACAUGUCUGAAACAAAUGAAUGUGUUUAUUACAACAACACAAGAGAAGUCAGCAAAUUCAAACUGACUGUAGCUAAUUUACCGGAAUAUGUACACAACAUAUGCAUAAAGGAUAUAGAAGAAGAAUUUCAGAAAAUACCGUACGGCCUCUUGAAACCUUACGAAGUUUCACAAACGAAGCUAAAUAUGCAUAGAAAUAGAUACAAAGGAAUUUAUCCGUAUGAUGAUACGCGUGUUGUAGUACGUGGAGGAGACACAGACUAUAUCAAUGCAAGCUAUAUAGACGGUUUCAGGAAACGAAAGGCAUACAUAGCUGCUUUGGGUCCGAUGGCUAAGCAGCUGGGCGAUUUUGGCCAAUUCUGGCGAAUGGUUUGGCAACAGAAAGUGGAACGGAUUGCCAUCGUAACUAACUUGGUAGAGUGUGAGAAAACCAAAUGCGAGCAAUACUGGCCUGAUCAUGGCCAAUGUAAGCUAUACGGCGAUAUAAAAGUUAUGUGCAAGGUUGAAAAAGUGUACGCAGAUUUAAUUUGGAGACAGUUUACGUUAUCAAAGGGUACACCGAAUUCUGAAGAAAAAAAUCUGCAUCAACUUCAGUUCACAGCGUGGCCAGACAAGGACAUUCCUGAUAACGUCACAUCAAUAAUAGAGUUUAGACAUAAAGUGAACGCCUUGCCGAGUACCUUUGACGGACCAGUGCUAGUGCAUUGCAGUGCUGGCGUUGGAAGAACGGGAACCUACAUAGCUCUGGACAUUCUGACUAACGAGGGCGAGGCAGUAGGAGCAAUAGAUAUCCCGAGAUGUGUUCUCAAUAUGCGACAGAACAGACCCAGCAUGAUUCAGACUUUGAGUCAAUACAAGUAUCUACACGAAGCUUUGGUCCAUUCAUUGACCCUUGAUUGCUCGUUGAUAAAACAAGAACACUUCCAUGAAUAUAUGAAUAUGAUGUCCAGCAAACAGGAGAUACAGAAGCAGUUUGAGAAAAUGCAGUUGAAUCAAGAGCGAAAGUCAGAACAGGAACUGCAGGCUAUGGAAAGAAAUCGGCUUCUGACAAAAAAGAACAGAAAAUACGCAGACAUACCAGGUGAUUCCAACAGACCACGACUUUAUCUGUUUUUGAAACCAGGCGAAUCUGAUUACAUCAAUGCGAUAUACAUCAACAGUUUCAAAACAAAAGACCGCUUUUUGGUUGCACAAACACCUCUGGCUGACACAGUUUCCGAUUUUGUUGCACUUGCUGUUCAAGAAAACUGUUCCUGUAUUGUUAGUAUGGAGGCACAGGGGAUUGGCUUAUAUGUUCCUGGUGACAACCUAUCAAUGAAGAAAGGUGUGAUUUCCAUACGUUCUGCCAAAGAUCAAAGUUCAAGACACUUUGUUAAAAGAAAGCUGCAUUUUGAACCCGACGAAAAGGCCAAGCCAGAGAUAAAAAUACCACACUAUGAAUAUUUGGACUGGGAUAGAAAUGACGAUACUCCAAAGUCGGCAGAACACUUUGUUGCCUUCAUCAAAGAGGUUGAAGACGCAUCCAAAUCAUCUCACUUGAACGGACCGAUAUUGGUGCAUUGUAUGAACGGCGCUGGAAAGAGCGCACUUUUAUGUGUUGUCUCGACAUUACUUGAAACACUGAGUGAAGAUCAUGAAGUCAGUGUGGUCAAUGCGGUGAGGAAAGUCAGAGCAAGACGACCGCUUUCCAUUCCAAAUAAGGAACAGUUUUUCUUUUGCUACGAGUGUGUUUCUAAUCCUUGAAUACAACAGAUGACGCUGUGUACUACAACACAAGUCCGAAUAUCAAGAGGAAGUAAACACGACUGACCAUUGUGAUACAAGACGUCGAUGUGUUGCCCUUUUCAAGAACACAUGAAUAUUAACAUCAUGGAUAGAUAUGUAAUCUUCAGCUUCAUUACGUAUAAUUUGCUAUGUUGAAUUAUGUAACCGUAAAAUGAUUGCAGUUCUGCAUCACCGUAAUCACAUAAUUUACAAAACGCUAGUGUUUAUAUGUAUAUCUAAACAUUGUUUUUUGACUGUCAUUGUAAAUAUUUGCAUACUUACUGCACUCAUUAUUUGAGUCAUACUGUAGUGUGUUGUAUUUGAUCGAAACGAGAUCCCAUAGGAGAGGCAUAAAUGCAAACUUAUCGCGCAAUAGGUAACAUUUGAUAAGAUUCAGCGACAUUCAAUGUGCGCGUGGUGUAUACUUUCAGUCGUUAAGUUGAUGUAAGAACGCAGUUAGUGCUGCUUUAAUGAUUAAUGAACGCAUUGUACAUUAUCAUUGUCAUUACAUAUGUGUUGCAUUAUGCCGGAUGUAGAAGGUACUUUGAAUACACAAUGAAUGAGAAACGUUUACAAAGACGUCAUACAAUUAAACAUUUUUUAUUUCAUUUUUAUAAAAAAAAUUGUAUUUAAACGAGCCAUUAAGUAUUUUAAAUGUUUUUGGCGUCGAUAAGGUUUUCAUUGACAAAAUGUUUUGUACGAGAAGAUUUGCACGUAACAUAAUAUUUUAUUAAAUAUUUAAGUAUUUGCAUAACUGCAUAUAUAUAUUUUUUAUAGAAGUUAUAUUUUUAUUUAAAAAUAGUUUUCUGAUAGUAUUCUAUGUUUUCUACCAACUUGCAUUGGCUUCAAAUAAUAUGUAUACUAUAAAACAGUUGAUUUAUGAUUAAAAGUGUUAUCAUUUAUCAAAAGGCAAAACGUGGAAUGGUCAACAUGUCCAAUGGUACAAAAACAUCAUGUCUCACUCAAACUUAUAUGAAAUGCAUAUUAAAGUGUAAGGAUGAAUCUGAA
Mya arenaria is the source of this 3650-nucleotide messenger RNA. RefSeq names its product receptor-type tyrosine-protein phosphatase alpha-like. The record is from RefSeq and is a predicted model, not a curated record. Gene Ontology annotation, molecular function: protein tyrosine phosphatase activity. The coding region runs from base 588 to 2621 and encodes 677 amino acids. The transcript has 19 exons. Lineage: Eukaryota; Metazoa; Mollusca; Bivalvia; Myida; Myidae. Gene Ontology annotation, biological process: protein dephosphorylation.